Clonostachys byssicola is the source of this 210-nucleotide messenger RNA. NCBI's taxonomy places the organism in Eukaryota, Fungi, Ascomycota, Sordariomycetes, Hypocreales, Bionectriaceae. The record is from the annotation of a GenBank genome assembly.
AUGAUUCGCAAGACUUCGGCUGAUAUACUGAGACGGGACUAUCUGACUACGUUCCCCUGGGACGAAGCAAACGUGGAGGUACAUGACCCCGAUGGGGCACAUUGGCUAGCCGAAGGAAUUGAUGGCAAUAUACGGUAUCUGGCUAGUGAUGCUCGUUCCUUCACGUCUGGUUCAACUAUUCUUGUGGGCAGAGGUUGCUGUGUACGAUAG